GUUAGAGGAAGCCCCGAUAUAUAAACCCCACGCAAUGCUAUUCCUCAAUCCACACAGACAGAACAAAGACGCUUCCUGUCUCUGCCACCUGAAAAGAAUGGAAGGGAAACGUGCCCUCCUGUGGCUACUACUGAUUGCUGCAGCGGCCUUUCAAUUGUCCGCCCAGCACUGGUCUCACGGCCUGAGUCCAGGUGGCAAGAGGGAAGCUCACACUCUGUCAGAAGUGAUGGAAGGUCUACCAAAGAGGAGUGCAUCGCUUUGUGGGAGUGAAUACAGGGACGGUUCCCCAUAUAAAAGGCCAGAUAGACUUGAACAACUGCUUAAUCUGAUGGAGGGAGAAAAUGUAGCUUAUGACUGAACAACAAAAAAUGAACAGAUUCAAUAAAACACUGCAGUGUCUUCUA
Molecule: messenger RNA, 404 nt
Organism: Alosa sapidissima (American shad)
Lineage: Eukaryota; Metazoa; Chordata; Actinopteri; Clupeiformes; Clupeidae
Product: progonadoliberin-1-like
Exons: 4
Coding region: 35-358 (107 amino acids)
Biological process (GO): multicellular organism development
Cellular component (GO): extracellular region
Molecular function (GO): hormone activity
Source: RefSeq, a predicted model, not a curated record